Molecule: messenger RNA, 381 nt
Organism: Rotaria sp. Silwood1
Lineage: Eukaryota; Metazoa; Rotifera; Eurotatoria; Philodinida; Philodinidae
Source: the annotation of a GenBank genome assembly
AUGAUUGUAUCAGGUAUUAUUGGAGAACAAGUCGUACCUAUUAUUGAAGAUUUACCUUAUCUUGAUUCAAUUUAUGUAUUUUGUUGCAAUAAAUCAAAACAUAAACUCUGGGUUUCUAAACAUCGAAAAAUAAAAGAUAUUGUUACUGAAAUUGAACCACUUUGCGAAUUUGAUUGUCCAACACGUGAUUUAAAUGCUUUAUAUCCAUCAUUUAUGUAUUCAAAAUUACUUAAAGAAAUCUUUGUGCAAAUCGAAGAUGAUAAUCAAGCUAAAACAGAACUUGUUGAAUUUUGUUGUAAUCAAUGUGAAGAUAAUCAACAUGAGUUAAUAAUAAUUGAUGAGUUUAAGAACACUUAUUCUCCUUCAUUAGCUCUUUGGUGA